UAUGAGCUCAAAUCUUCUCACAACCUUUCAUUCACGUCUCAAGCUAUCAAACGUUAUUCCAAUCAAGCCCAAUUAGCGAUGCCGCGGGUCCCAACAGGUGGAGGAAGGCCGCGAGCACCUCGGAGUCGCAGCUGGGCGGAUUCACAGCCUAACGUCUCCGUGUUGCGGCAUGUUUCGCUCUAUCUACCGUUAUCGUAAACGCCCGGCGUUCUUUUUUCACGACCACCAUGUCACCGAUACGACUAUCGCGUUUUCAGGGAUGAUCAUGAUGCGUUGAUGAGUCAAAAAACGUUGACUUUGAGCCAGUGAAAAAGCAAUUGUUGAAUGCGAUGCAGGUGGAGAAGGGAAGGUGUACGCUGGGAAAUUCUAGGACAUACUACAUAGUGAGGUUUCCCUGCUUCAACUUCCACAAAGCUCAACCAACGUUGUUCCUGUCAGCCCAAAUCAAUAGGCUCGGAAUCAAAGGGCAGAUAGGGUGAUACAAGUCUGCGUUGGCAAAAACCGGUUAACGUUUUGACGCCCGAUCACGAGUUGGUAACAAAAGCCUAUCCGUAAACCCCAUCGAUAUCCCUCACAUGAUGAUCAGAAGAUCGCUUCUCUUUCCCCCUUCCUGCUAUAGCCAUGACCACACACGGGCGCCGAAUCUUCGUCUUUUCCCAUCCUCGCACCGCCUGUCACCUGUUUUUCCAUCUCCUCUCAACCCAUCCGGUAUUCGAGAUCGUAGAGCCGUUUUGUUGCGCUGCUGCGUAUGUCGUUGGAACAGAACCUCAAGAGGCUCGUUCUAGGGAAGAAUGGAUGGAUCUUCUGUCGAUGAGUGAGGAGGAUGCGUCCAAGAUCACUUGGCAAGGAAGGAUAGACGAUUUGCAGAAGGGGGUUGCUGAAGCUGAGUUGAAUGGGAAACGGGCUCUCACUAUGGAUCAUCCGCACUAUUUGAUAGCAGUAUCGGAGCUCCAGAGGCAUAAUAUCGACGUUCCCGGACGAGAGUCAAGGCCGACUCCCGUAAUUGUAGAUCGAGAAUUGGACAUUGGGCCUUCGUACUCUUCUUUCAACCUCAGGAUGAUCCCAGUGGAUCACCCCAACCCAACCUUAAUUCCCGACCGAUUUUUCUUCUCGUUCACACCAAUCAUCAUGAUCCGGCACCCAGCUCGAGUUAUCCCUUCUUAUCUACGCGCCUUUCAGAGUCUUGGAUACGAUAUCUCCCAUCCAGACUUCCCCGUGCAGGCAGAAUGUUUUCGAUUAGAACGGCUGGUGUUCGAUAGCUUCAAGUCUUUUGAAGAAGCCCGUGCGGUAGCGGAAGGCCGAAAACCUAACACUCCCAUUGUCAUUCACGGAGAUAAGCUGGUGUUGAUGACAGGCAGUUGAAAUAUUCUUGGGACCCUCCUAGAGUUGGGGAGUCUGCUAAACUGGCGCGGGCGUUUGUAAGCGAGUUUCGUCGGUCAACUGGAGUUUUCUCUAACCCGAGAGCCAAGGAAUUGAACCUGGAAGAAGAAGUGAGAAGCUGGGCGACGGAAUGGGAUGAGGAUACUGCCAGGAUUUUAGAAAAGAAGGUCGCUGCGCAAAUGGAGGAUUACGA
Messenger RNA from Marasmius oreades (fairy-ring Marasmius), 1573 nucleotides. RefSeq lists its product as uncharacterized. The coding region runs from base 622 to 1362 and encodes 246 amino acids. NCBI's taxonomy places the organism in Eukaryota, Fungi, Basidiomycota, Agaricomycetes, Agaricales, Marasmiaceae. The record is from RefSeq and is a predicted model, not a curated record. The transcript has 6 exons.